Messenger RNA from Cajanus cajan (pigeon pea), 1629 nucleotides. The record is from RefSeq and is a predicted model, not a curated record. NCBI's taxonomy places the organism in Eukaryota, Viridiplantae, Streptophyta, Magnoliopsida, Fabales, Fabaceae.
UUUGUGAGCUUGGCUUCAUAUAUAGAGGAAGUUGGCCAACGGUUAACUUCCCUCCAAACCUUGUGAUUCCCUUUGCAUCAAAGCAAAGCUUAGCAGUUUGAUUCUUGGUCACCCUCUGAAACACAACCUCACCCUCCUGACAUAUCCUUCACACCAAUCAUCCCCUCCUCUUCUAUAUACACUUCAUCAACUCCUUCAUAUUUUUAUCUCCCCCUAACCUUUAUAUGUACUAUGUGGUUGUUGAAAGGUUUGUGUUAUUGAAUCUUUUUGUGAUAUUUGUCUGAUUAUGUUGUUAGGAGUGUAAGCUGGUGCAGACCCAGAAAAGAUCUUCCAAUCAAGGCAAAAAAGAACAUUUCCGAUGAAUCCUCGGUGCUUCCUUCAUCCACAACCUCAAGAGUAUAGCAUGGUUUCAUUUUCUUCAAAUUCUGCAACAGAAGAUAGGGUGGCUAGUGCAAGAAACAGGCCUUCUCGUGCCACCCCUCCUUCCUUUUUGGUUCGUAUGGCCAUGAGAAUAUCUAGAGCAAGAUGGUUUACCUUUUUAAGGAGAGUUUUUCAUUACCAAAAUGGAUCAAGGUCCAACCUUGGCUCCAACCCUUUCAAUUCUAGCACUUGGAUGAUGCUGGAGUUUAUUGCCUUGGUUGUCCAAAUAACCAUUACAACAUUCACUUUGACUAUUUCCAAGAGGGAGAGACCUGUUUGGCCUAUGAGGAUUUGGAUUUCUGGUUAUGAUAUUGGCUGUGUUCUUAAUCUGCUGCUACUUUAUGGGCGCUACCAUCAAAUUUAUCCCACUCAAGGGGAUGCUCUCAACCUUUCUGAUAUGGAACAGCAGAGAAACAAUGAAGAAACCAGUGUGUACAGGAUGUCACACUUGAUGAAUAAAUGCCGGACUUCACUUGAACUUUUCUUCGCCAUAUGGUUUGUGAUGGGCAAUGUUUGGGUUUUUGACUCACGUUUUGGAUCUUUUCGUCAAGCUCCAAAACUCCAUGUGCUCUGCAUCACUCUUCUUGCUUGGAAUGCAUUGUGCUACUCUUUCCCUUUCCUGUUGUUUCUGCUGUUAUGCUGCUGUGUGCCACUAAUUAGCACCUUCCUCGGGUACAACAUGAACGUGGCCUCUUCUGAUAAAGGAGCCUCUGAUGAUCAAAUUUCACAACUUCCAAGUUGGAGACACAGAGAAGCCCGGAGCAAGUUAGAGCUUGGCAAUGACUCUGAAGGCAGUGAAAAGAUGAUCAAUGAAGACCAAGAAUGCUGUAUCUGCUUAGCCAAGUACAAGGACAAAGAGGAAGUUAGACAGUUGCCAUGUUCCCAUACGUUCCACCUAAAAUGUGUGGAUCAAUGGCUAAAAAUUACAUCCUGCUGCCCUCUUUGCAAACAAGGAUUGGAAAGGUAGAAAUAGCUGAAACAACAGUCAAGAGGAUUUGUCUUAUUUGGUCACAUGUAUACUCUUGAUAGUAUUACCCUUUUUUCCCUUAAAUUUUGGUUUAAUAUACUUUACAUGGGUUACUUGAGUGAGUUUGUAUAUGUACAGAAUAGCUCACCAGUGACCAAAACUAUACUUGGUUGUAAGUAAUGGAUCUGAUAACCUUUCAAAUUAAUGGAUUCCCUAUAUGCAUCAUUUUUCUUUUAUUGUCA